GUAUGUUAUAUUAAGUUUCGUGAAGCAUCGAGUGUUGGUGUGGCCCAGCAUCUAACUAACACGGUUUUUAUUGACAGAGCUUUGAUAGUUGUGCCCUGUGCAGAAGAUGACUAGACUGGCCAAGGCAGACCUGUUACACUUGCCUGAGUUAGGCAUUGUUUGCCAUGCCACUAAACCUGCCGCCAAGUGAAACCUUCAUGGGGGAAAUGAGAUCGAAGUCUGGCCUGCUGAAGAUGGACGCCCUGUCUCUGUUUUUAUUUUAUUUUGCUUUCUUUCCUUUGUUUCUUUUAUUUUUAUUUUAUUUUGUCCCUUUUUUUUGUUUUGUUCUGUUAAAUCUCUUUCCCUUGUACUUGUGAACUGGUACUUCAGUUCUGUAAAAAUGGUGUUUUGUAAAGGGUUCACAGUGUUUCAUUUUGAAGUUGACCUGAAGCUGCUUAUGAAUGGUGGAUGGUAUACACAGAAUUUAGAAUAUGAUUAAUUUUUGUGCUGUGAAUUGCAGAUAAAUUUGAUUUGGAAUAUGUUUAAGCAUCUAAAUUCAAAAGAUGAGCACAUUGUGUCAGAAAACAGAAAUAGUGAAAAAUAUAUCAGUUUUAAGAUACAUUCAUAUGUUAUGCUUUAUUAUCGUGGAAAAGGACAGCUGAAACUUACUUCUGGAGAAAUUAACUUUACAAAGUAAAGUCAUGACCUUUCUCUGCUAUUUUUCCUCUUCUCGGCAGAGUAGUUUAUUUUAGGUUGCAUGGUCUGUUUAAAAGAAGGCUUACUAUUUAUGUGUGAUAUGAAGAGUUUAAUUAUUUCUGAAAUUGAACUUUCAUGAAUAUUGAAUGUCAUGAAAUACUUGUUUGCUUCUGAUGAAACCUUGCUCCAGUUAGGUCAGUGGCAGUAAGAUUUCAUCCUUUUGUGUUAGUAAUUUUCAGAAAAAACUGUUUACCACUCAUAAGUACAAAUGCAGCCUGAAAUUUUGGUUGGAAUAUGUUAUGUGAGGCACAUUGUCUUUUAACACUGUUAUUUGUGGGAAGAUUGAAUCAGUUCUUUGUGCGUGUGUGUGUGUAUGUAUGUGUAUAUUUUGCACUUUGACAUGCUCCAGUGGUAGUUAUUUCAAGAAUAGGUUUUUUUUUUAAAAAAAAAAAAAACAACACCAAAAAAAAAAAACCAAAAAAAAAAAAAACAAAAAAAAACAAAAAAAAAACCAAACAUGUCUUCUCGGCCAUCUCACAUUUUCAGAAGCCCUGGCAGUUUCUGCUGGAGUGGCUGAGGAGGUUCUCAUCCCUAAAUGAUGUUUGUUCUUGUGAAGCCCUGAAACAGAAGUGGUGAACCAGAUGGUGUCUCUGGUCUUCAGGCGUUGCUCUUCCCAGCCAGCUGCGUUGGGUCCAAUUGGUUUUACUCUGGUAAUGCACCAGGCUGUUCACUGCGGCGGGGAAGAGCUUUGCUUCCUGAUCUCUUGGAUUUAUCUGUGGUAGUUGAGAUUUCUUUGCAGAGUGAAGAAUCAAUAAAUAAAUUAUCAUAGAAUCUGUAAUUUACUAAACACAAGAACUUCUAAGAAACCUUUCUAAGGAUGUGAUAUAGAUUGAUGCAGCCAACACGAACGGUUGUCAUGUGUAAAACAACUUUCGAUCACCGCGAAAACACCGCCCUGGGAAAGCGUCCAUGCUUGAUAUCGUUUGGUUCAUGAACAUUAAGUUUCCAGUACAGGUAAAAUUCCAGAUGAAGCCAAAGCCCUUUCUCUACUGGCGCCUGCUCCUACUAUGACAAGCCUGAUGCCUGGUGCAGGGUUGCUUCCUAUACCUACGCCAACACCUUUGACUACACUUGGUGUUUCACUUGGAACUUUGGGGGCUAUACCAGCAGCAGCAUUGGACCCUAACAUUACGGCACUGGGAGACAUACCACAACCACCAAUUAUGGGGAAUGUGGAUCCAUCCAAAAUUGAUGAAAUCAGGAGAACAGUCUAUGUUGGAAAUUUGAAUUCCCAGACUACAACAGCAGAUCAGCUGCUUGAAUUCUUUAAGCAAGUUGGAGAAGUCAAAUUUGUGCGAAUGGCAGGUGAUGAGACUCAACCAACAAGAUUUGCUUUUGUGGAAUUUGCAGACCAAAAUUCUGUACCUCGAGCUCUUGCCUUUAAUGGAGUUAUGUUUGGAGACAGGCCACUGAAAAUAAAUCACUCCAAUAAUGCAAUAGUGAAACCUCCUGAAAUGACACCACAAGCUGCUGCCAAGGAACUGGAAGAAGUGAUGAAGAGAGUAAGGGAAGCCCAGUCUUUCAUAUCUGCUGCUAUUGAGCCAGAGUCUGGAAAGAGCAGUGAAAGAAAAGGCGGUCGAUCUCGUUCCCAUUCACGUUCAGAGUCCAGGUCUAGCUCAAAAUCCCGAUCUAGAAGGAAAAGAUCACACUCAAAACACAGAAGUAGAUCUGGCAACAGAUCACUCUCAAGACACAAGGACAGACGUAGAUCCAGAAGUCCUCUGAAAAAACGAUCCAGAUCUAGGGAAAGGCGGAAAUCAAGAAGCCGCUCUCGUUCUCGGGACAAGAAGAGAGACAAAGAAAAGUUCAAGGAAAAAGAAAAGGCCAAAGAAAAGGAGAAAGAGAGAGACAGAGACAAGGAGAAGGACAGAGACCGAGACAAAGACAGGGAAAGAGAGCGAGAUAAAGAGAGAAACAGGGAGAAGGACAGAGAGAGAGAUAAAGAGCGUAACAAGGAUCGCGAGAGAGCCAGAGACAAAGACAGGGAUCGAGACAGAGACAAAGACAGGGAAAAGGAGAAAGAUAAGGAGAAGGAAAAAGACAGGGAAGAGAUAGAUCAGAACAAAGAAAAAGAAGAUAUUGAGAAAGAAGGAGAGAAGGACAGAGAGAAGAUUAAGGACAAGGAGGGAGAUAAGGACAAAGGAGGGGACAAAGAGAAAGACAGGGACAAAGAAAGGGAGAAAGAUGGGGAUAAGGAGAAGGAGCGAGAAAAAGAGAGAGAUGACAAAAAGAAGAAAGAGAAGAGAUCCAGAACACCCCCAAGAAGCUAUAGCUCUUCAAGAAGAUCUCGUAGCUCCAGCAGAGAAAGGCGUAAAAGGAAGAGUAGAAGUCCCUCCAAGUCUCCUAAAACAUCCAAAACAACAAAAAGAAAGUCUUCACGAUCUCCUUCUCCAAGAAGAAACAAGAAAGAAAAAAAAAGAGAAAGAGAAGCAAAUAAUGAAAGAAGAGAACGCUCCACCUCCAAGAAAAAAAGUAGUAAAGAAAAAGAAGGAAAGGAGAAAUCUGACAAAAGCACCACUACUUUGAAGGAGAAAGAUCACGCUAAAGAGGAUCAGAAUUCAGAAACUGACAAGGAGGUAGACAACAGAGAUACACAAAGGACAGAUGAAGUCAAACUACAACAGAAUGGGAACUGUCAACCAAAUGAAGAAAACCUCUCAAUUAAAAUGGAAGAGGAUUAGAGCAAAGAAUGGACUAGUGCAACUAAGGAAUGAAAUCCAAAGUUUUUUAUUUCCCAGGCUGAGGAAGAAAAUGUCAAAGCAAUCAACCUGAACGUGUUGAUAGUACUAGUAGCUCUUCCAAUUCUUGUUAUAGCUUUGUUGUCUUCUUGCUGUAAAGCAAGAGAGCACGGACUAGUAGUUACACCAUGAAAAGGCAGAUGCCAUCAGAACUAUUCAUAUCUGAAAAUGCAUACAUUUCCAUGAUGGCUGUACUUAUUUGUAAAAUUAUUUAGGUUAUGUUUUGCCAUAAGCUGUUACAAAAAAGUAGAAACUGAAAAAUGUAAACCUGUACUAUCCAAAAAAAGCUGAAGAUAUGCAUUGAAGGUUGUUCUAAAAACUGCUUGUUGAUGAAUUUUGUAUUAACUUGUGGGUUAGAAAAUCCACAAAAACUUCAGUGUAUACUGUUCAAUGUGCUUGGAACUGGUGCAUAAAUAUACACACUUUCUUUGUUGUAAAUGACAACUGUAAGGAAGGGUUUUCUAAACACAGUUUUGUGGUUCUUUUAUUAAAUACCCACUGGCUAGUAUGUUUUUCAUUUGCUCGAGGCUUGAGAUUCUUGGGCUUUGUUAUUUAAAAGAAUUUCUUACUAAUAUCCCUAAAAUUAGUAUUUCUUUUAAAGUAUUUGAACAAUGCAUGCUAUUUUUCUGUUCCUAAAAGGAACAUUGCCAUGUUAUAGAUAAUAGGUUAGCUUACUGGGUUAUUUUGGGGUUGUUUUGUUUUGUUGUUUUCUUUUGUCCUUCUAGAAGUGAGCACAUCUGUAUGAUAUUAUCAGAACUUACAGCUUUGUUUUGAGCCGUAAUGCAGUGUGUCUGUUCAGCUGCAAAUAGUACAGGUGCCAUUAUGAAAAUAAUUUUUUCUUAUUUGUUUAAAAAAAUAUGGGAGCACAAGCAGAAGCUUUAGUGCCUUCUUAAAAUGUGGUAUUUUAUAGAAAUGUAUAUGUGCUAUUACUCAUCUUCAGCUAAAUCGUAAAUGAACUCUAUUGCUAUUUUGCCACCACCAUACUGUAGACAAGAAUGCAAGUGAUUCAUCAGAACGGUUGUUUGAUUCACUUGUUAAAAUACUAAAGCUCCAUUUUCACUUUUUUAUUUUUAGAAGAGACUUAGAGUUGAAAACAAAAAUGCAGUUUGGGGACCACCACUGUACAAAAGUAGCUGAAUACAAAGCAUUUUCUGAUCACCUGCAUCAAAGACAGCCCUUUAGACAUUUAAUCUACAUUUGGAUGGCCUUAAUUGUUACCUCUCCAUCAUCUUAUGUGGUACCUGUUGGGUGAUAUAAAAGGAGAUGUAUGCAAAGAAGAGGGGAUAAGUAAUUUGGGGAAAAAAUUCUAAUUUACACAGGAGUUAUACGGUAGAGAUUCUUUUUUCGUUCUUGGGGGAGAAAGCAUGUCAGAAGAGAAUGACAAGGCAAAUAUUUUUGUCAAGGUAAAAUAUGGCUUGUGUUCUCUGAACUAAAUCAGUCAGUUACAUGAGAUUUCCUAAGAGUCAUACCUUUAAAACUUAUGUAUACCUAAAAUCGAGUAGAUUAUUUUUAAUAUAACUUAAUACAAUCAAAUGACUUAAUUGCCUUACCUCAUGGGAAGAGUUACUUCUUUCAGUUAAAAAAAACCCAAACUUAAUAUCAUAUUAGCUAUUUGCUUUCAAUUUGUUUUCCUUUGCAUAGUUAAUUAUUCCGGGGUGGGGAAGGCAUAUUACAGGGAGUGAAAAAUUUGCCCAAUUCCUAAGGUAAUUAAACCCAGUUUGAUUGUGAAGCUGCUUAAUCACUCUUCAUUUUGGAUAGGUUUUGAUGUUCUUGCCACUGUGUACAUUUAAGACUAUAGAAGAUGCUUUACCAUGUAAAGUAUAGACAGUCAUUUUUGUGAUGUUUAAGCCACAUGCUGUUGGCUGAUAAACAGCUUAUUCUGAUAAAAGAAUGACAAAUCUGUAUGCUUACAGGAAGACUGUGAAGGAUAGUGUCUUGAAACAACAGCUGUCUUAUUUAUGAUGUGCAAGUAGCAUAGAGCAAAGAGAUUGUUUGUAUACUUGUUAUCUUUGGUACCAUUUCACUAAUAAAAUAAGUAUUUCAGAGGGAAGUUUCUGCUGGUACAUACUUAUUAAAGGAAUAUUUUUAGUUCAUCUGGUCUUACACAUGUAGCUUCUUUGAUUUGAAGUGUGGAUGCAAGUGAAAAUAUACAUGUAUUAUUUAUAAUAUCUUUGAAAAGCUAAGUUACUCCUUUGGGAGGAAUUCGAAUUCUUGCAAUUUAUCGUGUUUCAGCUGAUACGAGUUUUAUUUCUUGAGUUUUGUUACCCUGAAAUAGCAUAGUUCUAUUAUGUAUCAGUUAAAGAAUAUGUAAAGGGUUGGGUACAGUUAGCUAAAAACCAUGCCUUUGGAAGUUACUAGCUAACUUAUCAUGUGUAAGUCCCUAUGCAGCCCAUUGUUACAUUGUAUGUGAAUCAGUGGUUCCCUGAUAAAAAGUUGGGAUCUUGUAAGGCAAAAAAACCCCAAAACAACCAACCAUCAGACACACAUUUCCUCCCCACCUCAAGUCAUAUUUUCUUAAUAAUGCUGUAUUUUCUGGUUUUGCUUUGUAAAUACUGUGCAAAUCUGUGAGGUGGUUAAGUUCUGUCUGUUCAUAUGAGGUGUUUCACAGUUCCCCUCUUCCUAAAGAGCCACACUACUAGAGAACUAUCAUUCUGUAAAAUGCCUAUCUCUGCAGAGAGCAGGUCAUUUUUAAACUGGUAGUGUAGCACAGUAAUGAAGUUCUUGCUUGCUCCAACAAGACUGUGUGCAUCAUCCAUUAAAUAGGUCCAUUUACCACUGGAAGUCCACUGCCUUCAUCAUCAACAAGUUUGCAUGCUGAGCUACCAUGUCAAAUUGCUGGGUUUUGCACUUUAUAAAUGAGAUUAAAUUGAGUGGAGGUUUUGAGAGCAGUGUAGUUCAUGGUAGCUGUAUUGUUCUAAAUGUAGCUUCAUUUGGGUCAGCCUUUAUUUCAAAAUGUUGUGACUUGUAGUUGCUCAGAAAAGUGGUGACAUGGUGCCAUUUUGCUAAGACCAUAUAAAGCAUAUAUGCGUAAGCUUCCAUUAGUGACCACAGUUAUUUCACAACAGUGUUUCUGGGUAACAGAUAGGAUUUUUCUUUGUCUUUUGAAAGAAGGUAACAGAAGACAGCUGCUGGUGGAUGAAACAGGAUUCUAAGCUCAAAAUAGAAGUGGCUGUGACUUAGAUAAAUACAUCAAAGUCAAUAGGUUUACACGGGUGUGAGGGAUGAAAUUUUGUUUGUGAACACUGAUAGUAGUAGGGUACGUAGAGAAUACUGUUUUUCAUAUUUCAGAAUUAGAACUAAGAGGAGAAAAAAGCACUUCAGUUAGAAACCAGGGACAUCUGAAGAACUCCUGAGAAAUCAGUGAGAUGUGGGUUCUGUUCACUCAUUAGUCACCUGCAAAUUUUUUUGAUGGCAAUUUCUGAUAAUUGCAUCUGAGCUAGCUUUACGUUAGCUGCCUUAACAGCAGCAACCUAUGCACAGCUUGGAUUCUGAAAUGAGCUGUGGUCACUUGAGUGUGUUUGCUGCAAAGAAGGUCAAUACUGUAGUCUGUAGCAUGCAUUGCAUUGCUCUGCUAGUGUUCUGUGGCCCAGUUUUAUCUAAGGCAAUACCUUAAAUUACUUUGAAACUCUGCGAAUCUGUUUGUUACACGGUAGCUUCUCUGUGUUACUCUUAGCUUGUACUGGUAUUUUGUAAUAGUUAUUAGAUGUAGGAAUUUCUGUGAUUUUCUUUUGGUCUAAGAAAGAGAUAAUAAGUAAAGGCUUCUUUGUGUAAUACAAAUUAUUGUAUACUUCAUACCUGUCCAUAUUACUGUGUUAUUUUUUUCAUUCACAUGUAUGACUGUUGCAAGCAGUAAUACCAUAGUGAUGUGUAUAUCUUUUACCUUUAGGUCUGAAGCAUUCUACAUCCCUUUCUUUUUGUUAGUUUGUAAUGAAACAAGUCUAGAGUUCAUGUAUUUUAAUUUUGGUAACCAUUCACUUAGAGGAAGAAAAAAACCCAGACAAAAAUAAUCUUCAAUUUUGUAAAUGUUAGUAUGAAAUUUGCAUUAUUAUGGUUAAAUAAUCUUAAAUAUAUGAAUUCUGAACAGUGACUUGCAAACUGGGGCAUAUUAUGGUUCAGCCUGCCACUUGGUGGUACUUUUAUAGCACUUGAUGAUUGAGUUUGGUGUUACCAUAAUUUUAAAAGUAAGAAUUGGACUUAGCAACACAAAUGCUGAGAUCUGUAAACAGCUAAAAUAAUGUAGAUCAGUAGGUGCUUAGUUCAGAGAGAUGGAGUUUUCUCACCAGAGACUGGUGUGUGGACAGUUGAAAUUUGUAGAUACCAUUAGGUGUUAUUACCUAACGAGAAUCUAAAACUUAAUUUUGUUUGCUAACAUGUAAACAGAAAAAAAGUUUUGAGCCUGUACCUUAGGUUUAUUUUUAUAUGUUGAAAAAUGUAAUUAAAAUAAUAUUGAAAACGAAAAGCACUGUACAAAAGGGGAUUUUUUUUUUUUUUUGUGUAAGAGAAAUACACUCAGUUGUGUUUAAACUUUUAAAAAAUGUCUUUGCAGGCAGUGUUUAUUUCAAAUUCAGGAAUGCUUCAAUUGUAGGUAAGUCCUGUUGCAGAAUCUGAGCAUGUUUGUAUGGGGAUUUCUUCUGUAUUCUCUUCAAUUUAAAACAGCUUAAUAAACUUGUAUGACAAUA
Messenger RNA from Tyto alba (common barn owl), 8152 nucleotides. It is a transcript of the gene SREK1, whose product is annotated as splicing regulatory glutamic acid and lysine rich protein 1. Gene Ontology annotation, cellular component: nucleoplasm. Lineage: Eukaryota; Metazoa; Chordata; Aves; Strigiformes; Tytonidae. The transcript has 14 exons. Bases 1743 to 3416 code for a protein of 557 amino acids. The record is from RefSeq and is a predicted model, not a curated record. Gene Ontology annotation, molecular function: RNA binding.